Messenger RNA from Condylostylus longicornis, 607 nucleotides. Its product is annotated as transmembrane protein 234 homolog. Lineage: Eukaryota; Metazoa; Arthropoda; Insecta; Diptera; Dolichopodidae. The record is from RefSeq and is a predicted model, not a curated record. The transcript is spliced from 4 exons. Bases 209 to 589 code for a protein of 126 amino acids.
AUGUAAACAGCAUUUUCUGCGAAAUUAUUGGGUGUAAAAAUCGAAAAUCAGUCUGUGAAUAUCUUUGAUUCCCUUCUUUCAAAACAACAUUGUCAUAAUUAAAUUGCUUUGAUGUAUAAUAAUAAUACUCGCAACUAACAAGCUGGGCAAUUUACAAAUCAUAAUAUAAAAAUUUUUAAAGUCAUAUUUUCAAAGUUAAAAUAUAAAAAUGAUUUACCACAUAUUGUCUUUAAUUAGUGUUGGUUUACUAUGGGGUGCGACUAACCCUUUUCUAAAAAAAGGCUCUAAGGGGAUUGAAAAUAUUAAAGCAAAGACGAAGUUACAGAAAUUUUCUCAAGAAAUUCAAUUUUUGUUGAAAAACCCAUCAAAUUCAAUUCCACUCUUACUUAAUCAAAGCGGAAGUUUAAUUUAUGUUUUGACCCUUCAAAACGCUAAUUUGACGAUGGCAGUUCCAAUUGCGAAUGCAUUGAGUUUUGUUUUCACAGCUUUUGCGGGGUACUUUCUUGGUGAAAUUCAUUCAAAAAAUACGUUAUUUGGUAGUUUAUUGGUGAUUAUAGGAAGUUCAUUACUAAUUUAUGACAAAAUAUAAUAUUUUUUAAUUCCUACA